Pollicipes pollicipes is the source of this 640-nucleotide messenger RNA. Its product is annotated as alpha-2-macroglobulin. Gene Ontology annotation, molecular function: endopeptidase inhibitor activity. Lineage: Eukaryota; Metazoa; Arthropoda; Thecostraca; Pollicipedomorpha; Pollicipedidae. The record is from RefSeq and is a predicted model, not a curated record.
UCGCGCGGCUUCCCAGGAGCCGGUAUGACGGUGCGGGUGUUGCUUCUGCUGACAUGUGUGGCGGCGGCGGGUGCACUGAAGGCGCCUAAAAGCGGCUUCCUCUUCACGUCGCCCAAGCAACUAAAGGCGGGCACCAGCGAGCGCGUCUGCGUCACGCUCUUCAACCUGCCCGGGCCGGGGCGGAACGUGACCCUCAGUCUCUCACGCUGGGCCGGGUCAUCCCCCUGGACUAGGCUGGUGGAGCUGAUACCAGACACGGUGGACGCUGAUGGCGAUCACUGUUUUGACCUGGACGUGCCGCGCUCGGUGACCAACUCCCGGGGCCACCUGGAUCUCAGCAUUGCCAACGCCGCCGGACUGCGCUUCUCAGACGAAUCCAAGGUGGGAAUCAAGCCAUUCACGCUGCUGACACUGAUGCAAACGGACAAGCCCAAGUACCGUCCAGGGGAUAAAGUCCUGAUUCGCGUCAUAUCUCUGCGAUAUGAUCUCACUCCGCUUAUCGAAAACAUUCCGGAGGUGUGGGUGACCACCCCAGACAACAUUCGCGUUGCCCAGUGGAGUGACGUCGAGACCAGCGGAGGCCUGAUCCAGCUGGAGGUGCAGCUGACCGAGGAGCCGCCACUGGGCAGAUGGACCAUCC